Harmonia axyridis is the source of this 6739-nucleotide messenger RNA. It is a transcript of the gene sdt, whose product is annotated as protein PALS1. Gene Ontology annotation, cellular component: adherens junction; plasma membrane. Lineage: Eukaryota; Metazoa; Arthropoda; Insecta; Coleoptera; Coccinellidae. The coding region runs from base 249 to 3656 and encodes 1135 amino acids. The record is from RefSeq and is a predicted model, not a curated record. The transcript has 16 exons. Gene Ontology annotation, molecular function: protein binding. Gene Ontology annotation, biological process: morphogenesis of an epithelial sheet; establishment or maintenance of epithelial cell apical/basal polarity; protein localization to plasma membrane.
CUACACCAACAGAAUCUCGAGGAUCCCUAGUACCUGAAACAAAAACGGGCGUUUUUUUAAUUUAUCAUUUAAAAAAAUUUGUUUUCGAAACAAACGACCUCAUCAAUCAUUCAAGAACAACAAGAGAUGAAACCACACGCACAACUCCAGACGUAUCUAUAGAGCAUUAUUUUGUUGUCUUCAAUGUGAUAUGGAUUUUAAGAUGAACACAUAAUUUAAAAACCAAACGGAUCAUAUCCUGGAAAACCAUGGUAGAUCUAGGAGGUUAUGUUAUAAUAUUGGUUGAAACUAAGGAUAAGCGCAUCAAACUAUACGGGUCACCUGCUGAUAAAGACAAUUUGGAGGUAGGAGAUGAAAUUCUUGAGGUGAAUGGUAAAACAUUAGAAGAAGCUACGCACACAGAAGUAAUCAGUCAUAUCCAUCAGUGCAUAAGAUCAAGAACAAUAUGUCUCCGAGUCAAAAGAAGAACUACCCCUCGUUUGGCUUUGGACCUAGACCUGUGCUCAAGCAACGUGCAAGAUGCCUUCGUCAUUGCAGUCGAGCAACAAGCCAGAGAACGUCUUCAGAGGCUCUCAGCUCUCAAACGAAUUACGCCUGUGGAUAUGACAAAACUUUCGAAAGAGUUGAAUCAGCAGACGAAUUCAUCGGCCAGCGAAGAUCUCAACGGUUUCAUCCAGAACACCCCAAUCUACGUCACUUCCCUAGCGUCCACAGAAAAUACAAACAACAACUCCACCGGAAACAGGUCGGAAGGCGGCGCGAACGCAUCCCUGCCGACGGAGACCAAAGAGGUGACCCUCAACGCCACCAAUCAGCUUCCCAACUGCAGCGCGGAAGAAAAAAGUGACUUAAAAUCCGGCAACAGUGCGAGCCAAGUCGCGAACCAAGUGCCGAACGACGUGCGCGUGUUAAAUCUGAGUGAUAGCCAGGCCGAACCUGCGUCCGAACCUGCGCAGCAGCAAGAAGGACGAAGGCUGCAGGACAGGAGAGUGUCCUCUCCGUUCCAGAAUGGACGCACGGAGUUGCUGAUAGGCGCAGAAGAUAAUAAGUUGAAAACGACCGCUGUUAUCGAGAGCAAUAACAACAAUAAUAAACUAGGAGUCGACGGAGAACUGAGGCCACGGAGAAGGUCUGGCAGCAGCAUAGUAGUCCUAGACGGAGAUUUGGACCCUGUCAAAAAACCUCCGGACGACUUAGAUGACAACCUAGAUUAUAACAGCAUGGUAAUGAUGUUGUCUGGUGAUGGACCGCACAGAGAAAUGGCGGUCGAUGUUCCUGACAGUUUUGUGGCAAGGAACAAGACGCCUCCUAGGUAUCCCCCACCCAAACCAGUAUUAACAGUAGCGUAUGACCGACUUUUAGGAGUAACAUUCAAUGAAACUGACCAGGAACGUGCCGUAGAUGUACCGGAUAAUUUUAUAGAAAGAAAAAAAACUCCCCCAAAAUAUCCUAUAUCAGCUAAUGCGGUCAAGAGUGGUCUUAACGGAACUGCGACAACCCCAGCUCAAACACCAAAUUCAAAACCUGUACCACCUCCAAGAGAUCAUCUUAAGAUAGAGAAAGAUGGACGGCUAGUCAACAGAGCUCCUGCACCACAACUCCCAGCGAGGAUAACAAAUAAUAAUAAUAAUAAUAUCACCUCCAUCACACCGGCCACGCCUACGGCGGUGACUGAACCCACCAGGGAACAACUGAACAGCAUCAAAAAGUAUCAGGAGCAAAUUCGGAAGAGGAAAGAAGAAGAAGAAAGGAUAGCUGCUCAAAACGAGUUCUUGAAUAGAUCGCUGAGAGGUUCUAAAAAACUACAGGCGCUGGAAAAUAGGAUUCAAGGAACGAUCAACGAUGCCUAUUCAGAUGAUGAACUGGUGGAAUCAUCAGGAUCCAUCACACCGACAGUGGCGGCGGAAAAAGAAAUCGUCCACACCACAUAUGGUUACGGAGAUCUAGUAGCUGCUGUACAACGACUACAGUUACAACUCAAGAAAGCAGGAACUGGCGGCGGUCUCAGUGGCAUAGAAGGAAGGGUGGCUGCAGUGCAAUCGCUCCUACUGUCGCCGCAGUUCGGAAAGGCCUUGGCAGUUCACAAUAAAGUACAGGCUGUCCGAACCAGGACGAUUCCAAGGUCGCAGCCCACUGCACAGACCGCCUUGAGAGAUUGUCUCGACGCCCUGGCUAACGUCCAAACUGCUUAUGCUGUUGAGUUGGCAACACUUCUAACAGGGUACGAAUUGGAAGCUCUAAUGGUUGCCCAUGACGGUGUGAUUUCGACGCUACCCCCUGAGACCAUCGUGAACGCAUCACCUCAACCAUCACAGAACACCUUGAGGUCGACAGUGUCGGAUCAUAGGUACGGGGAGGAAAACAUCAAAAUAAUAAAGAUCGAAAAGAGCACUGAACCCCUUGGCGCAACAGUCAGGAACGAAGGGGACGCAGUUGUAGUUGGCCGAGUGGUCAGAGGAGGCGCAGCCCACCAAAGUGGCCUUCUGCACGAAGGAGACGAACUGCUAGAGGUCAACGGGGUGGAAAUGAGAGGUAAAAGUGUAAAUACAGUCUGUGAUAUUCUGCAAACAAUGGAUGGCGAACUGACCUUCCUCAUCGUGCCAGCGUCUCAAGCGAAAUCCUACUCUGGAAGAGAUUCGGUUCUGCACGUCCGCGCCCACUUCGAUUACGAUCCCGAAGACGAUAUGUACAUUCCUUGUAGGGAGCUGGGAAUCAGUUUUCAGAAGGGGGACGUGCUUCAUGUUAUAAGUCAAGAAGAUCCCAACUGGUGGCAAGCCUAUAGGGAAGGCGAAGACGACCAAACUCUAGCUGGACUCAUCCCCUCCCAAACGUUCCAACACCAAAGGGAAAGUAUGAGAUUAGCCGCCGAAGAGAGGAUGUCGAAACCGCAGAGAAAGUCUUCCACCCUCUUGUGCGGCAAAACCGCGCGAAGGAAGAAGAAGAAGGGAGCGUACAGCGAAGGGGGUUACCCCAUGUUUACCAACACCGUAGAAGAAUACGAUCAAGACGAAAUCUUGACUUACGAGGAGGUAUCGUUGUAUUAUCCCAGAGCGAACAGUAAGAGGCCGAUAGUUUUGAUUGGACCUCCGAACAUUGGAAGGCACGAGCUCAGACAGAAGCUGAUGGAAGACGCGGAGAGAUUCGCUGCUGCCAUACCACAUACUUCUAGGGCCAGAAAAGAGAACGAAGUAGAUGGUCAAGACUACCACUUCAUCACAAGAGCCCAAUUUGAGGCUGACAUCCUUUCAAGAAAGUUUGUCGAGCAUGGUGAAUUCGAAAAGGCUUAUUAUGGUACGUCUUUGGAUGCAAUCAGAUCUGUCGUGAACUCGGGGAAGAUCUGCGUUUUAAACCUACACCCCCAGAGCUUGAAGAUUCUUCGAACUUCAGAUUUGAAACCUUACGUGGUGUUUGUUGCACCUCCCAGUCUGGAAAAAUUGAGGCAGAAGAAGAUAAGGAGCGGGGAAUCUUUCAAGGAGGAAGAGUUGAAGGACAUUAUCGAAAAGGCCCGAGAGAUGGAAGAUAAGUACGGACAUUUCUUCGACAUGGUCAUCAUCAACAAUGAUACCGAAAGAGCUUACCACCAACUCUUGGGCGAAAUAAACAGUUUGGAAAGAGAGCCCCAAUGGGUACCAGCCGCUUGGGUCAAAGUGACCUAGUUAAACCGUCGAGAAAGGUUGAUAACGAAUCCUGUUCGAAGAUGGGCAUACCAGACUGAAAAGAAAAAGUUGUACAUAAGAGAAUAAUAAGUCGACUGAUUUAUUUUAAAGUUUAAAUACUUCUAUCGAGGAUAAUAUGAAUUCUAAAAGAAGGAAUCUACGGUUAUCAGACAGAUACAAAACGAAGUGUUUCCGAUGAGGUAAAAUGAAUUUCAGGGAUUUUUAUUCAUAGUUUCUUUCUGAUCGCUUGAUAUUCUAUCGGUAAAGGUGUUAUAAAAAAAAAAGUUAUAUUAGAUAUUCGAAAACUCGGAUCGGUGCUGGAUAAGUGUGCAUCUAUUUUUCCGACCCACAAUUUAGAUCUGCACUCACCCAGUCUAGUUCAGAUGUGAAACUGUCCCGAAAGCUGGCGAACAAAGUUAUGUCGUCCGUGAUGUGUAUUAAAAAAGAGGCGCAAUGAUAUUCAAUUCAGGAAGCAUCGGUGGAACGAACAAAAAAUGAAUCAACAACAAUCAAAAUUAUCAUUUGAAAACUUAUUUGAUUUUUCAAUAUUACAUUGAACUGAAUCGCCCCCUAGAUAUUGAUUCAAAUAUCUCAAAUUCUAAAUUGAUUUUUACGAUAUCCUUUCAAGGGGGAACACCACCAGUUCAAAAUGAUAUUUCUCCUUACAAAUCACCGAUUUUUUUCAUAAUUUCUCUAAACAAAAAUUCAUUACAAAAGAGCCAAAACUCUAAUUUUUAAAAAGACUCGUAAAGUACUUCCUUUCGAUGGAAGUUGGAACUAUUGUAAUAUUCCUAACUUGUACGAGAAGGUCACGUGGUGGUGUUCCUCCUUAACUCGUUGAAUUUUUGUAUUUUGCCCCCCAGUCUAGAAGAAAACAAAAGAGAGAAUUUGUCUUCGACCUUGGGCAGUUAAUUUUGGUGUUCUCCUGAGCGUUUCUCUCAUGAUAUUUUGAGGAAUUAUCCGAGGAAAAAUAAAAGUUUCUAUUGAGCAGUUUUGAAUUUUGAUAUAUGAUAAAAAUUCUAAAUUUUAUGAAAAGAUAAUAAAUCUUGAUUAUAUUAUCACCAAAGGACUAGAGAAAUUGUAAUUAGAUUGUGUAUUAACUAUAUAAAAUAUUUAUCUUUUUUUGUUUUGGAGACAAAUGUUAAAAAAAAAAAUAGGGAUUUCUGAUGAUGAUAAAUUCAAUAAAUCUAUUAGAAAAACUAAAACUUAAACAAAUAAAAAAACUCAUUUGAAAUUUUCUCCAUUAGAAUCGGUGCUUGAUAUUUUGAGUUUAAGAAAACUCCGCAAUAAUUCUAGGAAAUACAAGUGCAAUCGUGAUAUCUACAUUGAAAAUAUCAAACUCAAAAUCCAAUAAAUAUUCGGUUUAUUCAGCCAAUGAGAUUUUUCUAAAACAUCACUUUAUACACAAUAAGUACGAGUUUUCCAAAACUGUGGUUUGAUACCGUUCAGAUUUUAUCAGAUCGAAUAGGUACAUUUCAUUAUACAGGGUGUUUGGUAAAGAUAUGUCAAGAAAAAUUUUAUACUCAUUAAAAAACCGAUAAAAACGUGAGAGGUUGUCAAUUUGAAAUCAAGAAAAAAAAUUGGAACGUAAGAAUGAGUAAGUUUCUUUGAAAGCAGUGGCGAAGCUAGAAGGGGACCUGGGGGAACCACCCUUCCCUUAAAUAUCCAGGAAAUAGGCUUAGAAAUAUUGGCCCCCAUUUCUUGAAAGCUGGCGUCACCACUGUUUGAAAGAUGGUCGAAAAAAUAUUAUCGGAACUGUGUUUUAGUCGAGGAAUCGCCUCCCGAAUUUUUGACCUAUCUUCAUCAAACACCCAGUAUAAAAUUGUUCAAUUAGGUAAUUCUAUUCUUCAGAUCAUGUUGUGGUUGUGACGAAAAAAUUAUUUUAAAUAUAACUGCUGUUUACUUAGUUUUUAUAAGUGUGUGUAGUUCCGCAUAUCUUAAAACUCAUGAGAUUAAAAAAUAGGUAAAAUAGAAAACAAUGUGCAUACUGGAAAAUACUCGGAGAAAAAAAUAGGCACAUGAAAUUGAAUAAUUUACAGAGUCUUACGUGAUACGCUGAAACAAUCAAUGAAAAUUGAAAUUUUCGACUUUUAUCUGCUCCAAUAUAUGCCGAUACACGUUUUUUAUAUCCUUUCUCUGAAAGUGUUUACACAGGUAUAUAUUUUUUUGCUGUGUUGAAUUUUGGUGUAUAUCGAAUCAUUUUAAAAUAGUGGCUUCUUCCUUAUCGAAAUUACAUUUGUAUAUGAACUUGUUGUAGGAGGAAUUCAAAGACGGCAAUAAUCGUUGUAUAUUACUAAGUGAUAGAUUUGGAAUAUUGUUUUGUCUAUAGUGAAAUUAGACCAAUCGAAUGAAAUGUAAAUAUCAGGAGCGCUCCUUUCAAAAACUCCAAUCUCGUAUUGCUCACAGAAAAAAUGAAUCGAUGUUUUAGAAAUAUGUUUGAAUAAAGAUAUUUCACACUAGUCCACAUGAUGAAAACAAAUAUUUCAUUGGAAAAGGUAAAUGAUAGAAUAUGUAUUAUGAUUAAUUUACUCUACUCUAAUUGUAUAAGACACUUUAUUUAUUUAAACUUCCUUUGCCAUUUAGGUAUUGUUUCGAUUGAUUCUGAGUAGGGGUGUUUUGAUUUAUCCCUUCGUGUGUAUUACUGAUGCAGAUCAUUAUAUAUUACUGUGUAUUAAGUCUCCAAUACUAGUUUUUCUGUAAAAUUUGUGAUUAUCUUCGACAAAAUCCUGAUUGCAGGUUCAAUGUAUUGCAAUAUUAAUUAUUCUGUCCAAACCGUCUUUCAUAUAUAAUUAUAUUUAUAUAUACUUAAUUUUUCAGUCUCUUUUUGAAUCACUUAUUUACUGAGAUGAAGUCAUAUUUACUUAUAUGUAUAAAUAUUUGUUCAUUUUUAUUUUUGUUAAUUUUUAAUUGUAUGUAUAUAAAAGAUAUCAGAUGUAAAUAUAACCAGACCCUAUGGUGUCUGUUGUAGUUUGUAAAAAUCUAAACUGUUUGGAAAAUAUGACUUCGGGUUCCUUUUAUUCAUACAUUUUGUUAUGCAUAAAUCAUUGUUUUAGAAAUGCAAAAAUAUACAUUUCUCACUAUUA